CCAGUCCAGCGUACACCAACUCUAUAUACUUUCUUCCUUUUUGUAGAUACUUAAGAGCCAAACUUUACUCAAAUUCAGAAUUGUAAAAGAUGACUCAAUUAUUUCUCAUCCUCUGCUUCUUCUUAACCCUUUUCAUUUCCAUAGCUACUUCUCUAAACGAUCAAGGCUUUGCUCUUCUCUCCUUUAAGCAAUCCUUACAAAACCAGAAAGAAAACUCUGUCUUUACCACUUGGAACUCCUCAGAUUCAAACCCUUGUUUUUGGCAAGGCAUUACAUGUAAUGAAGAUCAGAGAGUUGUCUCAAUCCGUCUUCCCAACAAAAACCUCACGGGUUCUCUUCAUCCUUCCAUAGGAACCCUCUUGUCCCUUAAACACAUUAACCUCAAAAACAAUGAGUUUCAAGGAAACUUACCUAUGGAGCUCUUUGCACCAAAAGGGCUUCAAAGCUUGGUGCUGUCCGGAAAUUCGUUUUCCGGGUUUGUUCCACAAGAGAUUGGGAGGUUGAAGAGUCUGAUCACUUUGGAUCUCUCAAAGAACUCUUUCAACGGUUCGAUAACUCUGUCACUUGUUCAAUGCAAUAAGCUGAAGACCCUUGUUCUUAGCAACAACAACUUCUCUGGAGAUCUACCAACCGGGUUCGGUUCUAAUUUGGUUAAUCUCCAGACGCUGAAUCUUUCUUUCAACCGCUUAAGUGGAACAAUCCCUGAAGAUAUAGGAAGUAUGAAGAAUCUGAAAGGUACUCUUGAUCUUUCUCAUAACUCCUUGUCAGGUAUGAUUCCAACAAGCCUUGGAGAUCUCCCGGAGCUUCUCUAUGUCGAUCUUUCUUACAAUAAUCUCAGUGGUACGAUACCAACAUCAAACGUCUUUCUCAACGCUGGUCCAAAUGCUUUCCAAGGGAACCCUUUGCUCUGUGGAAUACCUACAAAGGUUCCUUGCGUCACAAGGAACACACAAGUAAUUCCUUCUCAACUAUAUUCCCAAAAAGCCAACCAUCAUUCUAGGUUUUGCGUCAUACUUACAGCCAUCGGAUGCACAGUCGCUGGAAUCAUCUUUCUUGCUUCAUUAUUCAUCUACUGUCUCCGAAAAUCAUCCUCAGCUCGUGCAGACAAGGAUCAUAACAACCGAACGUGUCACUCAGAGAAGAAGACAAUGCAAGAGUUUCUCUGUUUCAAGACAGGAAACUUAGAACCCAAGGCGUUAGAGGAAAACAAAACUCAGCAGGUUUUCAUACCAAUGGACCCGGAGAUUCAGUUUGACCUAGACCAGCUUCUCAAAGCAUCGGCUUUUCUUCUAGGAAAGAGCAGGAUCGGACUUGUCUACAAAGUUGUUCUUGAAAACGGGUUAAUGUUAGCCGUUAGAAGAUUGGAAGAUAAAGGUUGGUUAAGGCUCAAAGAGUUUCUUGCUGAUGUGGAAGCAAUGGCGAAAAUCAAGCACCCUAAUGUCUUGAAUCUUCAAGCUUGUUGCUGGUCUCCUGAAGAGAAACUCCUAAUCUAUGAUUACAUACCAAAUGGUGACCUUGGUUCUGCAAUUCAAGGUAGACCAGGUAGCUUGUCCUGCAAGCAACUUUCUUGGCCGGUUCGAUUAAGAAUAUUAAGAGGAAUCGCGAAAGGAUUGACAUACAUUCACGAGUUCAGUCCCAAAAGAUACGUCCAUGGACAUAUAACCUCCAGCAACAUACUUCUCGGACCAAAUCUUGAACCGAAAAUUUCAGGUUUCGGUUUGGGGCGUAUUGUCGACAUGCCUUCUUCAGACACUACUAGAUUAGAUCAGAUCUCUCCGAUGGAGACACGCUCACCAAGUGUCUCAAGAGAAGCAUAUUAUCAAGCUCCUGAAGCUUCAAAGAUGACUAAACCGUCUCAGAAAUGGGACGUGUAUUCAUUCGGUUUAGUUGUACUUGAAAUGGUAACCGGGAAAGUUCCGGUUAUGCAGACUAAUGGUUCAGAGACGGAUUUGGUUAUGUGGGUUGAAUCGGCUGCUGAGAGAAAUAAACCGGUUUGGUUUGUUCUUGAUCCGGUUUUGGCUCGAGACAGAGAUUUGGAAGACAGUAUGGUUCAAGUGAUCAAGAUCGGUUUAGCGUGUGUACAGAAGAGCCCAGAUAAAAGACCAAUCAUGAGAAAUGUUUUUGAGAGCUUCGAAAAACUGGCAUCUUCGAUUUAAAAUAACCAAGUGUUUUCUUCUUUAUUUUUCUGAACUUCUAGAGUUUUUUGUUCAAUAAUACACUAAGUUAUCAUGAUAUAUUUGAUGUAACUAUCGCCAUUAUGUUUAUGUUCAUCCUUCUUAAUUUUGAUACUAAGGUAAGCUAUGUUGUUA
Molecule: messenger RNA, 2309 nt
Organism: Eruca vesicaria subsp. sativa (arugula)
Lineage: Eukaryota; Viridiplantae; Streptophyta; Magnoliopsida; Brassicales; Brassicaceae
Source: the annotation of a GenBank genome assembly